This is a messenger RNA of Amphiprion ocellaris (clown anemonefish), 2755 nucleotides long. It is a transcript of the gene hsp90ab1, whose product is annotated as heat shock protein 90, alpha (cytosolic), class B member 1. The record is from RefSeq and is a predicted model, not a curated record. Gene Ontology annotation, biological process: protein stabilization; protein folding; cellular response to heat. Gene Ontology annotation, cellular component: protein-containing complex; cytosol; plasma membrane. The transcript has 12 exons. The coding region runs from base 160 to 2337 and encodes 725 amino acids. NCBI's taxonomy places the organism in Eukaryota, Metazoa, Chordata, Actinopteri, Pomacentridae. Gene Ontology annotation, molecular function: ATP hydrolysis activity; ATP binding; ATP-dependent protein folding chaperone.
UCAGUUGCUGCGCGGAUGGAUACGGUCUCACACUGAAACGCGUGUGUAUAAAGAUUCCGUUCUAUUAAAAGGAAGUCCCUUUCUAUUUCCCUGCGUCAGAGAGCAGAAGGGACGAUACAUUGGUGGCAUUUUAUUCAAGAAAGUCAACGAAAUAACAAGAUGCCUGAAGAAAUGCACCAAGAGGAGGAGGCUGAGACCUUUGCCUUCCAGGCAGAGAUUGCUCAGCUGAUGUCCCUGAUCAUCAACACCUUUUAUUCCAACAAAGAGAUCUUCCUCAGGGAGUUGAUCUCCAAUGCCUCUGAUGCUCUGGACAAAAUCCGCUAUGAAAGCUUGACUGACCCAUCCAAGCUGGACAGCGGCAAGGAUCUGAAAAUUGAUAUCAUCCCCAACAAAGCUGAUCGCACCCUGACCCUCAUUGACACUGGAAUUGGCAUGACCAAAGCAGACUUGAUUAACAAUCUGGGUACAAUUGCCAAGUCUGGUACGAAGGCCUUCAUGGAGGCCCUGCAGGCUGGUGCUGACAUUUCCAUGAUUGGUCAGUUUGGAGUGGGUUUCUACUCUGCCUACCUUGUUGCUGAGAAGGUAGUUGUCAUCACCAAGCAUAAUGAUGAUGAGCAGUAUGCCUGGGAGUCAUCUGCUGGAGGAUCAUUCACAGUCAAGGUUGACAAUGGUGAGCCCAUGGGCCGUGGCACAAAGAUCGUCCUGUAUCUGAAGGAGGACCAGACGGAGUACAUUGAGGAGAAGAGGGUCAAGGAGAUUGUCAAGAAGCACUCUCAGUUCAUUGGCUAUCCUAUUACCUUGUUUGUUGAGAAGGAGCGUGACAAGGAAAUCAGUGAUGAUGAGGCAGAAGAAGAAAAAGCAGAGAAGGAGGAGAAAGAGGAAGGUGAGGACAAGCCAAAGAUUGAGGAUGUCGGCUCUGAUGAUGAGGAGGAUUCCAAAGACAAGGACAAGAAGAAGAAAAAGAAGAUCAAAGAGAAGUACAUUGAUCAGGAGGAGCUCAACAAGACCAAGCCCAUCUGGACCAGGAACCCUGACGACAUCACAAAUGAGGAAUAUGGGGAAUUCUACAAAAGUCUGACUAACGACUGGGAGGAUCACCUGGCUGUCAAGCACUUCUCUGUGGAAGGCCAGCUGGAGUUCCGGGCUUUGCUUUUUAUUCCACGCCGGGCACCUUUUGACCUCUUUGAGAACAAGAAGAAGAAGAACAACAUCAAACUGUAUGUCAGGAGAGUCUUUAUCAUGGACAACUGUGAAGAGCUUAUCCCAGAGUACCUGAACUUUGUCCGUGGUGUUGUGGACUCUGAGGACCUCCCCCUCAACAUCUCCAGGGAAAUGCUGCAGCAGAGCAAGAUCCUUAAGGUCAUUCGUAAGAACAUCGUCAAGAAAUGUCUUGAGCUCUUUGCCGAACUGGCUGAGGACAAGGACAACUACAAGAAGUUCUAUGAAGCAUUUUCCAAGAACAUUAAGCUGGGCAUCCAUGAGGACUCUCAAAAUCGUAAGAAGCUGUCUGAGCUGCUGCGCUACCACAGCUCUCAAUCUGGAGAUGAGACAACCUCCCUUACAGAGUACCUGACCCGCAUGAAGGAAAACCAGAAGUCAAUCUACUACAUCACUGGUGAGAGCAAGGAUCAGGUCGCCAACUCUGCCUUUGUUGAACGUGUCCGCAAGCGUGGUUUUGAGGUCCUGUACAUGACGGAGCCUAUUGAUGAGUACUGUGUUCAGCAGUUGAAGGAGUUCGACGGAAAGAGUCUGGUCUCUGUCACCAAAGAGGGUCUGGAGCUACCAGAGGAUGAGGAGGAGAAGAAAAAGAUGGAGGAGGACAAGGCCAAGUUUGAGAGCCUCUGCAAACUCAUGAAGGAGAUCCUUGACAAGAAAGUAGAGAAGGUGACUGUGUCAAAUAGGCUGGUGUCAUCACCCUGCUGCAUUGUGACGAGCACUUAUGGCUGGACGGCAAACAUGGAAAGAAUCAUGAAGGCCCAGGCACUCAGGGACAACUCCACAAUGGGCUACAUGAUGGCCAAGAAGCACCUGGAGAUCAACCCUGAUCACCCAAUCGUGGAGACUCUCCGGCAGAAGGCUGAGGCUGACAAGAACGACAAGGCUGUGAAGGAUCUCGUGAUCCUGUUGUUCGAAACCGCACUGCUCUCCUCUGGCUUCUCCUUGGACGACCCACAGACCCACUCUAACCGCAUCUACAGAAUGAUCAAACUUGGACUGGGUAUUGAUGAUGACGAUGUCGCCCCAGAGGAGACCACCACUGCAGCCGUUCCAGAUGAGAUUCCUCCCCUAGAAGGUGACGGUGAUGAUGAUGCUUCACGUAUGGAAGAAGUUGAUUAAAUUGACCACCCUGCCAGACUUCUAACAACACUUUAGCUUCACUUUCCCAUUGUUCAUCCUAAAAACUGCAACAAAUUAGUCAUUCAUGUUGUGUGGUGGACCAGUGUUGCUCUUGUGUCUCGAGCAUCACACUGUAAGACCUUUUUAAGAAAAACAGUUUUGGUUUUUGCUAUAAGUUCUUGGUGACAGCACAUUUGCUUUAAAGUAUCCUCUUGCACUGAGUUUUAAAUGUUGGAGUGGUAAAUGUGCAAACAUCAGAAUGGUACAUUCCAUUUUCAGAUCAGGUUUGAGAAGGUUCUGUUCAAGUGCAACAUUGCACGCUGCAUGGAGAGAGGACUAUAUGAUUCCUUUGCCUGAGUCCAGGCUUGUCUGUAUUCGAAGUCUUGUUUUGCAGAAAAAUUAAAGCCGUAAUACCUGA